Molecule: messenger RNA, 2646 nt
Organism: Brachypodium distachyon (stiff brome)
Lineage: Eukaryota; Viridiplantae; Streptophyta; Magnoliopsida; Poales; Poaceae
Product: probable histidine kinase 2
Exons: 4
Coding region: 1-2280 (759 amino acids)
Biological process (GO): phosphorelay signal transduction system; phosphorylation
Cellular component (GO): nucleus
Molecular function (GO): phosphorelay sensor kinase activity
Source: RefSeq, a predicted model, not a curated record
AUGUUGCGGCGGAUGUGGCUCGCGCUGGUCUGCGUCGCGUGCUCCAUGGCGGUGGCGGUGCCGGCGGCGUGCCUGUUGCUGAUGGCGCGGGCGCUGUGGCGUGCGGCGGCGCGUGCGGCGGCACUCGACGCCGAGCUCGCCAGGCACAAGGAGGCGCUCCGGCAGGCGGAGCGCAAGAGCAUGAACAAGAGCAACGCCUUCGCCAGCGCCAGCCACGACAUCCGCUCCGCGCUCGCCGCAUUCGCCGGCUACAUCGAGGUCUCCCGCCCGGAGGCGCAGACCAACCCCAUCGUCAUGCACAACCUCAAUGCCAUGGACGUCUGCACCAAGAAGCUCUUCGAUAUACUCAACACGAUAAUGGACACAAGCAAGGUGGAGUCAGGGAAGAUGCAGCUCGAGGAAGUCGAGUUCAACAUGGCCGAUGCACUGGAAGAAUCCGUGGACAUGGUCAGCGUCAUCGGCAUCAACAAAGGAGUUGAGGUGGUCUGGGAUCCCUGCGACUUCUCAGUCCUGCUAUGCGAAAACGUCGUCGGGGACUGCAGAAGAUUCAAGCAAAUCCUCGACAACCUGCUUGGCAAUGCUUUGAAGUUCACACAGGAAGGGCACGUUGUCCUCCGGGCCUGGGCGAACCGACCGAUCGCGAGGAGCUCCAUUUGCACACCUUCGAGGUUUGCUCAUCGAAGGAGUGGUGGCGGAGGCGGGUUUUGGGGGUCCGUGUUUGGGAAGGGGAGAAAUUGCACCAAGCAGAAUCCUUGCAAUUCUUUGUGGAAUGAUCCUGAUUCGGUUGAGUUUUACUUUGAGGUGGUCGACACCGGCAUAGGGAUCCCCAUGGAGAAGAGGGAGGCUGUGUUUGAGAACUAUGUUCAGGUGAAAGAAGGGCAUGGAGGCACUGGCCUGGGGCUUGGAAUCGUGCAAUCUUUUGUUCGUUUGAUGGGAGGAGAGAUCGGCAUAAAAGAUAAAGAGCCAGGAGAAACAGGGACAUGCUUCGGAUUUAAUGUGUCCCUGAAGAUCAGUGAAAGGCAAGACCAACAAGUUGCAGAUAUAGAACAAGGGACGUACACCUCAUCAUCCAAAAUGAGUGAUUCCGACAUCCGUGCCUUGCUGUUCAGGGAAACCAACUGCUUCAAGGGUGGACAUUGCCUUCUUGUAGUUCAUGAGUACGAAACCAGAAGAAUAUUGCAUACAUGGAUGGAGAGCAUUGGGAUGAAAGUUUGGAUAAUCCCACGAGUCGAUCUUAUCUCUUCUACCUUGGAGAGGAUUCAUUCUACCAGUGUUUCACCUUCAAGGGCAUCGUUGUCACACAGCGGCUUAGACUGUGAAACCACAGACUGGUGUUUCAGCCCCAAGGAGAUGGUUAACCAAGUUUUACCAAUGGCGUUGAGGAACAACAACAAUAUGGGAGGCAACUCUGGAGGGGACCAUCCAUUUGGCGCACUUGUCAUUCUUGAUGUGUCGAAUGAAAGGUUGGACGACAUAUCCAGAGAGGUGGCGAGCUUGGGCAAAAUCAAGAAUCAGGCUCCAUGCAAACUUGUCUGCUUGGCUGAUCUGAAGACCUCUUCGGAAGAUUUCGCAAGGCUGGAGAGGAGCUUCGAUCUCGUCCUGCGGAAACCGAUGCACGGUUCUCGGCUAUACAGGCUUCUCAGGACCAUGAGAGACAUCCAGGUCUCACCUGCACAGCAUCCAUACCAAGCCUGUCCUAGUAAUCCUGGGGCUAGCCAGAAAUAUUUCCAUGGGAUUGCCAUCAGAGAACAACCAGAUCAGACCGCUGGAUCUGCUGAAACUGCAUGUCUGCCUCAGGAACCCAAGAUUCAAGAUGACAGGCUGCUGGACGGGAUGCGUGUCCUGAUGGCUGAAGACAACCAGGUGCUGCAAAUUAUUCAGGAGAGGAUGCUGAGCCAGCUAGGAGCAACUGUCGAAGUAGCAGGGGAUGGAUCCAGGGCUGUGGAUAUGUUCAUAGAUGCUCUUGAGCGUGCAGGUGUUUCAGAGGGUCAUACAGUUCCCUUACCCUAUGAUCUUGUUUUCAUGGAUUGCCAGAUGCCGCUGAUGGAUGGCUACGAAGCGACAAAGCGCAUCCGCGAGGAAGAAACGCACUACAAGAUUCACACCCCGAUCGUCGCAUUGACCGCUCAUGCCCUGGAGGAGGAUCUGCAUCAGACCAUUCAAGCCGGGAUGGAUCUCCACCUGACAAAGCCAAUACAACGGGAGCAAAUAGUAGAUGCUCUUCAUCAGAUCUGCAAAGAGAAGAGCUGUUGCUGUGCAUUUCCCACCAUCCAUGAGUAGAUUGGCGAUCAUGUUUAUACCCAGAUUUUACGUUUGAUUAGCUAAUUUCGUUGCUAUUGAAAAAAAAAAUCCCCUCAACAAAUAUUACACAUUUUAGAUGAUCUAUUAUUACACGUUUGAUUAGCAUGUUUCUUUGGUGUAUUACCCACCGGACGAAGGACUACGGUCGCCAGGCUGGUGCGCGGAAGGACCGUGGCGGUGGCUUGACUGCGGCGUCAGCUUAUUUCAAAGAAAUUGAAGGAUGCUACAUAUGUCAUUUUGUAGCAGCAUGUUUGUUUAGUGUUUUCGCCAGUUCUGAAUGCUGCUGUAUUCCGCAGUUUUGAAUGAUGCAACUAUGUAUGUGUAAACAGCUAGAAAUCUAUCCAU